Messenger RNA from Nematocida major, 918 nucleotides. RefSeq lists its product as uncharacterized. NCBI's taxonomy places the organism in Eukaryota, Fungi, Microsporidia. The transcript has a single exon. Bases 1 to 918 code for a protein of 305 amino acids. The record is from RefSeq and is a predicted model, not a curated record.
AUGGAGAAUGCCGGAGUAAACCUAUACACAACAAGACGAGUGAUUUCAAGAAAACUGAUUUCUCUUAUUUUGGUUAUUGGAGUUAUAUGCAUUGCUCACAUAUGUUCGCUUUUUCUAAUUUUUUUUACAGACCCUGAUAGUGACUUUUACAUACACGAGUACGAGUCUGGAAUAACCAUAGUUUGCCACGCCAACUUUAUUUCAUCGUACGCCCUUAUUGCAAUUCAGGGGCUUUUGGAGAGGGACAUUUUUCAGGUUAUGUUCUCAACAAUUUUUGCAAGCAUUCUCUCCGUGCUGCAGAUGAUUGUGUCCUUCAGGAUGUCGAUCGAGCUGUUCUCGGCUAUGUACAUUUCCUCCACGGUGCUGUUGGUGCUGUGCGGAUGCGUUGUCGUGGGAAUCAUCUGCUUCACAAACGAGCUGCGCGCGGAAAUCGGGUGGUUCUACUACAAGUCGUACGGCGCCAGCUAUAACACGCGGAAGGCCAUAGAAAGAUCGACCUCCACAUUCUUCAAGCUAAACAUACAGUUCUUUGUCUCGUAUUUCAUAUACAUGUACAUGCAGGGAGCAUACCUGUGGAUCACCCUGACUGUAGGCGCCAUGUACGCGAUUCUUAUAGUCCUCAAUGUUAUUAAGCAAAUGAAGGGAAACAAUGUUUUAAUACAGAUCGGCACAAUUUUAAUGACCUCUUUCAUUCUAGCUUACUACGUAGGAAAAAAAGCCUUUCCAGACCUUCUUUCAAGCAGGAACUACGAAACACCCUCAGAACAGGGCUUAGAAAACGCGUACAGAAUAUUGGAAGUGGGAAUACGCCUGGCGGUUAUAGGUAUAUACCUUAUUCUCUUGCUGAUAGAGCUGGUCUACAUAAAAACAGGAUGGGGGAAAAAGGCGAAAGAAGACAGAAAGAGAAUGAUCAUAUGA